Geodia barretti is the source of this 609-nucleotide messenger RNA. The record is from the annotation of a GenBank genome assembly. Lineage: Eukaryota; Metazoa; Porifera; Demospongiae; Tetractinellida; Geodiidae.
AUGAGAUUGGAGUUGUACACCGCCGGCGUUUCUCAAGCGAGUUUCUUGGAUUGGAGGGCAGGACUCUCGGAAGACGAACAAGCAGCGGGGCUGGAGGUGGCACACUCCCCAAUCCAAGAGACACCGGAGGUUCUUCGAGAAAGGCUGCCUGUCGUUUUGGAUGAACUUUGUUCAAUUCCUGAGCAGCGGGUCCAAUUUCAUUCUGCGGAUGCAGAACAGUUGUGCACCUUCGCUUAUACAAAUUACCAAUCCCGUAUGGAUAGAGACUGGAACGCCUCCCUCUAUUUCCCUGCAAAGGCGGCAAUUUUCCUUCCCUUCAAUGAAAAAUUGCUUUCAAGACGAGUUGCACACCUCUACUAUCAGGAGGGAACAUCGGACAAGAUUUAUCAUCUUUAUCUUGCCCAAUCGUUGACGGACGAUCGUUACUCUGUCAUCAGCCGCUAUGGUCGUCGUGACGGAGGCAUUCAACAAGCAAAGAAGGUGUUUGAUUCCCACCUUGAGGCAGCUGAGAAAGAGUGGAACCGACUCCACCACGACAAACUCCAGAAGGGGUAUCAGGUCGGACACCCAACCCCACCCCAACAACUCACAUUGGCAUUGUCUUUCUAA